CGCGGAUAUAUAAAAGAUAUAUAUAUAUUUGACUGACACUGUAAUAUCAAGUGCGUACGGGAAGAUAAUUUAUCGAAAGCAUUAGAUUUUGCGUCGAACAGCUGGAUUCAAGUUUUAUAUAAAUUUUUAUUUUUCUCAAUCUAGUCCAACUGAGAUUAUAAUAAGAAAACACAUAGCACUGUUAUGUUUUAUUAAUGAUUGCGUUGUGAUUACUUUUUGUUCGAAGAAUCUAAUCGUCCGAGUAUUAACUUCUUUUGUGUGUAACUUUGUAUUGUCUAUACAUAUAAUUAAAAAAUCUCUUUUCCGAGAGUAAAACCAAUACAAAAGUUUUUGUUUGAUUUACGUAAUAAUAAUAAUUUUCUGUAGUUCUUUAUUUAAUUAAAUAAAAUAAAAGAGAAACGCAACAAUUCUUAUUCUCGCGUAAGUUAUAUAUAUAUAUACACUAUAAUACACAAAUGUAUAUCGGUUCUCGUCCUUCUUGCAAGUCCUAAGUAUUGAUACAUUUCUAAGCGUAUAACGUAAACGAUACAAAAAAGAAUAAUACUAUGUUUUUUAUAAUCUAAGGAUCAACACACAGGCUGCGUCAUCGUGAAUGUUGUACACAUACGCGCACGUUUCUAUCGUUAUAGUUUUCUUAAGAACGUUCCAUAUAAAGAUAUUAUAUUUAAGGAUAUAAAUUAAUUUUAAGGAUUACAAAAAAUAUAUAUAUAUCUCUUACAAAACCAAACACCUGAAUUUUCAGAUAAUAUGUAAAGUUUUAAUCCGUGUUUAACACGACACUCUUAUCAUCCUGUGAUUUGCAAAAAAAACAUGUAUGAUUACAUUAUACACACAUUAAAUGUUUCAAAUUGCUGUUAAAAAUUUCUGAUAAAUUAUAAUGUAACGUGUAUACACCAAUGAUACAUAUAUAUGUAUAUAUAUAUAUAUAUGUCAUGUAUUAUCUCUCUAAAUGAUAAUCGUUCUCUAAUCUUCCAAGCUCUAUUUGAUCGUGUAAAUAGAAGUCGAAACUUUGCGCGUAUAUUUCGGUCGAGAGAAGAGUCUCUUAAAAAGAAAGCAAUAUGUAUUACAAAAAUGCGGAAUAACUUUUGGUACAUCGUUUUGAGAGCUGUGUCAUAUAACCGCAUAAAGAUGUUGCAAGAGAAAUAAAAAACAAAAAGUAUAUUAGCACACCAAGUGCGUCUCAUCAUUCAUCAUCAUUAAUUAUUCCUGUCGUUCUUUAGUGGAACAUAGGGCCUCCGAAAUCGUCGAACAAAACAGUUCAUCGAUUCGUAAAGGUUUCAUUAAUCAUUAGAUCUCGGAUGCACAGGUGAUUUUGCUCAUAGCAUCCAAUGUGUGGAUUGUAGAGUGUAAGUGGACCUACAAAUUUUAGGUAGAUUCCGAACCACCAGAAGUGCGCGUGACACUUCGAGCUGGAAAUACACUCAAUUAAUAAUUAUUGGAGGCCCAAUUCAGUUCGUUUUUCAAAUCGAACAACUACUAGUUUGAAAGGGAAAAAAUUCAAAGGUGUUGAAAGAGCAAAUUCAAACUCGGAAUCUCCGUGUUCGCAGCCCCUACAUAUAGGCUGCGAGACCAGUAGGCCGGUCCAUCAAAAUGCGUGAUUCUCGCUUAUGACUUGAACACGCAACAUACAUAUAGUUCUGACAGCUAAGCAAAUUGCUUUUGUUAUUGACGUUUUGUGUUCUGACAGUUCAGUUUGCGUUAUUUGACGUUGAUGUUAUUUAGUUUUUUUUUUUCAUGUGUUUUAUCGUAAAGAGAUGUGUAAUAUUUUAUAAAUAUGGUUAAUGUAGAUGAGUGUUCGUGCACCGACACGACGGAACCGUCUAAUCUGACAUCGUUGCGUUCGGACGAUGUUACCGUGAAUUCCGACGUGAAUGCGCUCUUCGAGAGAGUCGAGAAGGAAAAUGACGUUGAAGGAUCUAAAGAUAUAAAUUGCGAAUGUCCUGAAGCCCCACCGGUCGUGGAUUACUGCGUGUCCGCAACGGCAGAAGAUCCGUCCGUAAUUCCACCGAAGCUGGAUCGCCGAGACAACUCGAGGAACGUAACGACGCAAUUUCGACCGUGUCUCUGUCGCACUCACAAAAUCAACGGAUACGUUCUGCCUGUAAAGUUCAGAGAAGAUAAACCGCAGUCGCGGCAAUUCUGGGGCCGUUUCAGUCUGAAAAGACCAAAGAAGGGAUAUUUCAACAAGGAGGGCAAUAUGUACGAGAUCAAGUUGAAACAAACUCAGUGUCCUCAUUAUGCCAAGAUGCGUUUGAAUGGCGCACCUAAACAGCAGGUUGACGCGGCGAUACAACCACCGCAAGCUUUCGUUUGUCGUCAAAUGUCAGAAGGAAUACCGAAUAAGGGUAUGAAGGAAGAUGCCGCUAAACCAAAACCACCCAAGUAUCCGACAAAACCAAAACCGAAAAAGGAAGAAAUAAUAGCGGAAAAGAUCGAGAUCUAUUAUUUCGAUCAUGGGAGUUGCGAAUAUUAUCGAACGACAGAUUGCCAUCCUGUGUUAACCACGGAUAGAUGUGCCGAAAAGACAGAUCAAGCCGCGACACGCUUCUGGGCGGAGAUCUUCGGCACAAUUCAUAUUGGCAUCGCCUUCGUUACUGCUUUCAUCCUGCAGCUUCUUCGCUUUAUAUUAUACAGCGUGAUCCGACCCCUCACAGUGGGAAUAAUACAAAUGAUAGCAGAUUACUUUGUGAAACCACUACUGUCCAUUUUGUUCAACGCUCUCAUACAGCCGGUGCUGAUUCUGCUUUAUAACGUUGCCACGUCAUUCAGAGAUCUUUGCGAACCGAUUGCCGAGGCGAUGGGUCUUUUUCUACGAGAAAUCGCCAAUCUCUGCGCUGCGAUCCGAAUUGUGGAAGUGAAGCACAUACACACGCCGACCACUACUGCCUGCACUUGAACUUGUGAAAGACAUAACGACGGAAUGUGUCGACGACCAAGUUUCGCAUGUGCAAGCGAGGAGAUAGCGAAGCUGGUGCAUCCUAUUUCGCGCGAAAGCAUGUUGUUGAUUUUAUCAUAAAAAAAACACAUGCCUUAACACCAGGGUAUAUAUUUGGUAUUGAUUUAACUUUACAAUAUUAUUAUUGUAUUCAUUUUUUACAGAACAAAGUACUUCUUAUUUAGCAACUAACUUUGUCAAUAAUAAUCAAUACUCGUUCUCUGUUGCUCUCUCUUUCUCUCUCUUUCACACACAUUCUUUCACUGUUCUUUUCUCGUCUCUUAUCCAUUCUCGUUUUUCUUUCUCUCCAUAUAUCUUACCAUUUAAUAAAUUAUGUACACUCUCACACAAACAACAAACAGAG
Messenger RNA from Pseudomyrmex gracilis, 3299 nucleotides. RefSeq lists its product as uncharacterized. The coding region runs from base 1775 to 2896 and encodes 373 amino acids. The transcript has 5 exons. The record is from RefSeq and is a predicted model, not a curated record. NCBI's taxonomy places the organism in Eukaryota, Metazoa, Arthropoda, Insecta, Hymenoptera, Formicidae.